UGUCUCUGGUGUCACAGAUUGGAGUCAUGUCACGGUUCUGCGGUUUCAGUCGUGGAGGUGACCACAUCCAGAAGCUCUCAGUCCGGUCGGGAUCUGGGGUUCUGGUGUCCCCUUCAGCUGAAGACUCGACCCGGUCAGCGCGGAUCUUUCCUCGGGGCUCAAGACUGCGCUCCGCCGUGCCACAACAUGUACCUUAAACCGCACGAAGUUCAGUUCGCCAAGACCUUCAUCGGCGUGUGUUCCAUUGUGUGCUUAUGUGCGACUCUGUUCACAUUUUUAACCUUCCUCAUUGAUGUGAAGCGCUUUCGCUACCCUGAGCGGCCGAUCAUCUUCUACUCCGUCUGCUACAGUUUUGUGUCUCUGGUCUAUUUUGUUGGUUUUCUGCUGGGUAACGAGGCGGCCUGUAACGAGCCGAGUCUGCCGGGCCGCGUGUCCACGGUUGUGCUGGGAGCCCAGAGUCGCGUCUGCUCGCUGCUCUUCAUGCUGCUGUAUUUCUUCUCCACUGCGGGAAUGGUGUGGUGGGUGGUUCUGACCAUCACCUGGUUUCUGGCCGCAGGGCCGAAGUGGAGCUGUGAAGCGAUAGAGAAGGCGGCGGUGUGGUUCCACACAGUGUCCUGGGGUCUCCCCGGAGCGCUCACCGUCGUGCUGCUGGCGCUGGAGAAGGUGGAGGGAGAUGGCAUCAGCGGCGUGUGUUUCGUGGGGCUCUACGAUCUCACGGUGCUGCGCUGGUUUGUGGUGGCUCCGCUGGCGAUCGCGGUGCUGGCUGGCCUCUCGCUGCUGCUCGCUGGCAUCAUGUCUCUGAACCGCGUGCGUCAGGUGAUCCAGCAUGACGAACAGAACCAGGAGAAGCUGAAGAAGUUCAUGAUCCGCAUCGGAGUGUUCAGCGGCCUGUACCUGCUGCCUCUGCUGGUGCUGCUCGGCUGCUAUCUGUACGAACAAGCCCACCGCAGCCGCUGGGAGAACAGCUGGAUCCGCCGCCACUGCCAGGAAUACAGCAUUCCCUGCUCCCGCCGCAGUAUUGAUGUGGAGCGGCCUGAGCUCUCGCUGUUUCUCAUUAAAUAUCUGAUGACGCUGAUCGUGGGAAUAUCAGCCGUGUUCUGGGUCAGCAGUAAGAAAACCUGCUCAGAGUGGGCUUCAUUCUUCAAGAGAAAUCGCAAGAAAGAGUGAGGCCACUUUCUCUAA
Molecule: messenger RNA, 1182 nt
Organism: Sinocyclocheilus anshuiensis
Lineage: Eukaryota; Metazoa; Chordata; Actinopteri; Cypriniformes; Cyprinidae
Gene: fzd6
Product: frizzled class receptor 6
Exons: 2
Biological process (GO): non-canonical Wnt signaling pathway; canonical Wnt signaling pathway
Cellular component (GO): plasma membrane
Molecular function (GO): Wnt-protein binding; Wnt receptor activity
Source: RefSeq, a predicted model, not a curated record